This is a messenger RNA of Scophthalmus maximus (turbot), 3526 nucleotides long. It is a transcript of the gene grinaa, whose product is annotated as glutamate receptor, ionotropic, N-methyl D-aspartate-associated protein 1a (glutamate binding). The transcript has 7 exons. Gene Ontology annotation, biological process: negative regulation of apoptotic signaling pathway. Gene Ontology annotation, cellular component: Golgi apparatus; endoplasmic reticulum; membrane. Bases 355 to 1398 code for a protein of 347 amino acids. The record is from RefSeq and is a predicted model, not a curated record. NCBI's taxonomy places the organism in Eukaryota, Metazoa, Chordata, Actinopteri, Pleuronectiformes, Scophthalmidae.
UCAGCCUGGUCUAACCGAAUUCUUUCUCUUGCUGUAAUUCUUACUGCAAAGCCACUGAAUACAGACAUUUAACUUGCACUGUAGCCUCUCGUGUCCCCACGUUAGAAGAAGCACCGCGUCACCACCUCCUCAGCGAAUUGUGUCACGUAACAAGCCGGAGCUUCCCCCCGCGUCACGUGACCGUCCGAGCAGUGUGGCAUCGUCGGCCGCUCCAUCGUCUCUGUCGGCCGCAGUUGCUCAGUGCAGAUCCGCCGGAGGAGGAGGAGGAGGAGACACACGGUCUAUGUCGGCAGCCGCUCUCCCGUCAACACGUUAAAGAUUGUUUCCACAUCGACGUAAACCUUGCCCAACACCAUGUCCCAUGACAAGAGUGGAUACCCAGGUUUGGAUGAAACCAACCCACUUCAUAACAACGUCUAUGGACCCCCUCAGUCGGGUUUCGGGAUGCCCCCUCCUAACUACAGCCAGGCCACAGGGGGACCUUACGCACCAGCAUCUGGCUAUGGGCAGCCAGGCUUCGCCCAGGCAGGCCCGGGUUUUGCCCCCGGUCCCUACCCUCAGAUGCCCUACCCACAGAUGCCCUACCCACAGGGACCCUACCCUCAGGGGCCUUAUCAGCAAGGGCCCCCCCAGCCAGGCUUUCCUGGAGACCCCACUGUACCUGCUGGCAGCCCUGGUUAUCACGGCGAUGGGCCUCCAUCUUACUACGACAAUGAGGAGUUCAACAACUCUGGCUUUGAAGAUAAGACCAUCCGACAAGCCUUCAUCCGAAAAGUGUUCAUGGUGCUCACAGUGCAGCUGAUGGUGACCUUUUCAUUUGUUGCCAUCUUCACCUUUGUCGAUGAGGCAAAGACAUUUGUGCGACACAAUCCAUGGACAUACUACGUGUCCUACGCAGUCUUCUUUGUGUCACUAAUCGUCCUCAGUUGCUGUGGAGAAUUCCGCCGCAAGCAUCCCUGGAACUUGAUUGCACUGUCCGUCCUGACCCUGAGCCUCUCCUACAUGGUGGGCAUGAUUGCCAGCUUCUACGACACAGAGACGGUCAUCAUGGCUGUGGGCAUCACCGCAGUGGUCUGUUUCACUGUGGUCCUGUUCUCACUACAGAGCAAGUAUGACUUCACCUCCUGUCGCGGGGUGCUGUUCGUGUGCCUGAUCGUGCUGUUGCUCUUCUCCAUCCUCUGCAUCUUCAUCCGCCACAGGAUCCUGCAUAUCGUCUAUGCCUCACUGGGGGCUCUGCUCUUCACAUGCUUUUUGGCUGUGGACACUCAGCUUCUCCUGGGCAACAAGAAACUUUCCCUGAGUCCAGAGGAGUACAUUUUUGCUGCCCUUAACCUCUACACCGACAUCAUCAACAUCUUCCUCUACAUCCUGGCUAUUGUGGGGCGCUCCCGUGAUUGAGGCUGUACAAGCUGGAGGAAAAAUGGCAGGGAGACAGAGAAUACCUCCCAUUAUUGUGAAAUGUCACUAACAUGCCCUUUUAUCUUCGACUCCUUUUAUAUUUUUCCCCAUUUGACUCUUCAUUCUCCUCAUACACGCACUUUUUUUUUCAAAGGUAGUCAAAUGCUGUGGAGGAGAUGCAGCGGGCCAUAAAAGGCAGCUGAGAGGGACUCUUAUUUAUUAAAGAAAAACUUAGCCAUUAAUGACAGAAUGCACUGAUCUGUCUUUUCCUCAAGUUAGGCCACUCUGCUUGCAUUAACUGUCCUCUGCUUCUACUAACACCGACCACUAACACUAACCACACCCAAAUCCCCCAUCAGUUUGGCAUGGCACAUGCAUUAUCCUGAUAGUGCUCUAGCUUUCAGGCUAGCUGCGGAGAUUAAACGGGAGAAGAGCAGGGAACGCAUUGGUCAUGCUUGUACUGAUGCAAAACAGUUUUCCCCGGAGGAGGGGAAAUUAGUGCUAGACAUCCCCCUCCCUCAAUCUGUUUGUUUCCCUAAACAUAUCUCUCCUUUUCCAAACUGCUGCUGUAAAGUUACUGCAUGGCAACAUUGGAAACACAGCUAAAGGUGUGUUACGAUUCUUUAGAACAACCAGAGGAAUAAUAAUAAUAAUAAAUUUAAUUUAUAGAGCACUUUCAUUGCUAAAAUCAAUCUCAAAGUGGACUACUAAUAACCUCUAGCUUGCUUGUCACGGCUGUAUAUAGUUAAGUGUAUUGAAGAAUAUGAUACCACUCCCCACCAAAGGCAUUGUGGGGUGAAUAUAUGGAUGUGCUGCUUUUUUGGGAAAAACUUUGAUGUCAGAGCUUUGCUGGACCCAUCAUGGUAACUCAAAUCUUUCAAUGGCAUGAGACUGAAGAUCGGUGUUGGAUGUUUAUGACAAACAUGAACCUAAAUUAAUAUUGAUGAACUAAAUGUCAUGUAAUCUUUUCAAAUCGAAGGAAACGUUCAUGUUAGUGAUUCUAAAGCUGAGAUGUUUCAUUUUCCUUUCUUUUUUCUUUUUUUUUACUGUUCUCCCAAAUUCCCCUUUUGUCUGGUCAUCAAUGUGAAGUGACAUUUUAGUGUUGUAUUUCAUUUUUUUCCUUACAACUAAUGUGAAAUAAAGUAUUGGAGUUUCCGAUCACUUUUAUACUGGGCUAAUUCAGAUUUCAGAACUUAAAAUAUGAGGAUGAUUUAAGGAAUGGUGGUUAUAACUUUACUAUUUUUUAAGCUUUGAUGUAGAUUGCUGGGUUGCUCUGAAGUUGUUAAAGGCUGGUGUUGAAGAAAACAAACUCGAGGUGAAGUUCGCAAAGACUAUAUUCCUUAAAUUUAUUGUGGACCAUAACAUACUGGUUGCAUAACAUACAAAAAGCAGCAGGCAAAAAUACUCAUACACAACUUGAAUGAUAUAUUUAAUGUGAAGAUUUUUUUAAUUGUGUAACCUCUGUUUUUGAUUUUUCACAUCUUGCAUGACUUUUCCCCCAUUUGCAUGUGCUGAUGAUGCACACUGUACAGGUAAUCCAGAGACACUGUUGUUUCCUGUCACUGACACUAACUUUUAAUCUUGUGUUGGUACCGAACUAACGUGUAUGUGUAUAUAAAACUCCUUAGUGGUUUGAUGUGUAUAGAUUAAGUAAGUUUGGGGAUUUGAAGGUCUGUUGACAUUGUAUAUUUGCAUUAAAUCAAAGUAGGACCACACUCAGCAAUUUUUAAUUGUUACAAUUUAUUUCAUACAUUGUUGUCAGUUUAUCGGUCACACCGAGCUGAGACUAAUCUGGUCAAAUACAACAAUCCUGCACUAAAUCACACCUACGUGAAGGUCACAAUGUUUUCUUUGCUACUAAGUUGUAUUGCAUUAUGUUGACAGGUGUUUAUCAUUUUGUCAACCCAAUGAUGUAAGGAUAAAUAACUCACUCCUGUCUGUAUAUCAUACAUCAACCGCAAACUACAGCCUCCAAAUAGAUCAGACAGUUGAGUAAACACCUCUGUAACACAAUUUCAACAAAACUGAACAUUAUAAUCUUAAUUAAAGGAGGAUUUAUGCGGGACGUUUGUAUUAGACUGCAUUAGUUUGAGCUGGGUGUUCCUAAUAAACUGACAACAGAUCUUAA